UCGUCUCACUCUCUCUAUCUUUCCUCCUCCCCAACCUACUACACAUAUCUCUCCCCAUCUCUUUUCUGGAUCCGAACUUUAUAUCUCCAGAAAAAAAAAGUUAAGAGAUGGAGACCUUCCUAUUUACCUCUGAGUCUGUCAACGAAGGACACCCAGACAAACUUUGCGACCAAGUCUCGGACGCCAUCCUCGAUGCUUGCCUAGAACAAGAUCCCGACAGCAAGGUUGCCUGCGAGACUUGCACCAAGACCAACAUGGUCAUGGUUUUCGGUGAGAUCACCACCAAGGCUACCGUUGACUACGAGAAGAUCGUCCGUGACACUUGCAGAGAAAUUGGAUUUGUAUCUGCUGAUGUUGGUCUUGAUGCCGACAACUGCAAGGUUUUGGUUAACAUUGAGCAACAGAGUCCCGACAUUGCCCAGGGUGUUCACGGACAUCUUACCAAGAAGCCAGAGGAAAUCGGUGCCGGUGAUCAAGGUCACAUGUUUGGGUAUGCUACUGACGAAACCCCCGAGCUUAUGCCGCUUACCCAUGUCCUUGCAACCAAGCUUGGUGCUAAGCUUACCGAAGUGAGGAAGAACAACACUUGCCCGUGGCUCAGGCCUGACGGUAAGACCCAAGUCACCGUUGAGUACCACAACGACAACGGUGCUAUGGUUCCUACCAGGGUUCACACCGUUCUUAUCUCCACCCAGCACGACGAAACCGUGACCAACGACCAAAUCGCUGCUGAUCUUAAGGAGCAUGUGAUCAAGCCAGUCAUCCCGGCUCAGUAUCUUGAUGACAACACCAUCUUCCACUUGAACCCAUCAGGUCGGUUUGUUAUCGGUGGUCCUCAUGGUGAUGCAGGUCUCACCGGAAGGAAGAUUAUCAUUGACACCUAUGGAGGAUGGGGAGCUCACGGUGGUGGUGCCUUCUCCGGGAAGGACCCCACCAAGGUCGACAGGAGUGGUGCUUACAUCGUUAGGCAAGCAGCCAAGAGUAUCGUUGCAUCAGGACUUGCACGCAGGUGCAUCGUCCAGGUGUCGUAUGCUAUUGGUGUGGCUGAGCCUCUAUCUGUUUUCGUUGACACAUACAAGACCGGAACAAUCCCAGACAAGGAUAUCCUUGCCCUUAUCAAGGAGAACUUUGACUUCAGGCCCGGAAUGAUGGCAAUCAACCUUGACCUCAAGAGAGGUGGCAACUUCAGGUACCAGAAGACCGCUGCUUAUGGCCAUUUCGGACGUGAUGACCCUGACUUCACCUGGGAAACCGUCAAGGUCCUCAAGCCAAAAGCCUAAAAUGUAACAGUUUCCCAAGAACGAUUCUUUUGCCCCUUGUAUCGGCCCAUGGAGAAUAAACAAGUUAUAGGCAUGCUGUUUUCCUUGAAGCCCUAAGCUGGGCAACACUUAAAAAACAUACGUUACAGGCUUUUGAUUGUUUGGUCAAAUGUUGUGUCUGUUUGUUUUUCAUUUUUAUAUUUGGUUGCUGAGAAACAUUUAGGAUUUCUAAGUUUUCGGUAUUGAUGGAGAAGCCUAUGUUAUAUGUACUCUGAACAAAUUUUAUCUACUCAAGUUUUUGAAUUA
Messenger RNA from Erigeron canadensis, 1565 nucleotides. Its product is annotated as S-adenosylmethionine synthase 2. Gene Ontology annotation, molecular function: methionine adenosyltransferase activity; ATP binding. The coding region runs from base 108 to 1280 and encodes 390 amino acids. Gene Ontology annotation, biological process: S-adenosylmethionine biosynthetic process. Gene Ontology annotation, cellular component: cytosol. The record is from RefSeq and is a predicted model, not a curated record. The transcript has 2 exons. NCBI's taxonomy places the organism in Eukaryota, Viridiplantae, Streptophyta, Magnoliopsida, Asterales, Asteraceae.